AGCGAUUCACUUAGUCAUGCUGAAUAUAAAUCGAUUUUAAAAGAUGUCAAAAAAGCUAUAGACAAAUUACAUGAGGAAAAUAUUGUUUUUGCUGACCUCCGUGAUUCCAACAUUUUAGUUAAUAAAUCUCAAGAUCAGUAUCAAGGAAUGUUGAUAGAUUUCAAUUGGGCAGGUAAAGAAGAAAUCGA
Molecule: messenger RNA, 188 nt
Organism: Racocetra fulgida
Lineage: Eukaryota; Fungi; Glomeromycota; Glomeromycetes; Diversisporales; Gigasporaceae
Source: the annotation of a GenBank genome assembly